Messenger RNA from Saccoglossus kowalevskii, 2202 nucleotides. RefSeq names its product serine/threonine-protein kinase B-raf-like. The record is from RefSeq and is a predicted model, not a curated record. Gene Ontology annotation, biological process: protein phosphorylation; MAPK cascade. Gene Ontology annotation, molecular function: ATP binding; MAP kinase kinase kinase activity. NCBI's taxonomy places the organism in Eukaryota, Metazoa, Hemichordata, Enteropneusta, Harrimaniidae.
AUGACAGAAUUGAAAUCUUCAAUAAUGAAAAAUCCGUCCAUGUAUUUGCAGGAAUAUGAAGAAUUGACAGAAAAACUGGAUAACUUACAACUGACUGAACAAUCCCUUCUGGACAGAAUGAGCAAUGGAAGAGCAUCGCCAUCACCACAACCGUCUCCAAAUAUCAUGCCAAACAUAUUACCAACGAUGAUUCUACCACAAUCUGCAAGACCAACAAACCCACAACCUAAAUCACCCCAUGCCAACCUUACAAGGGUUUGUCUACCAAAUCAACAAAGAACUACAGUUGUUGCUGUUGAAGGACGUACUCUUCGUGACUCUUUAUCGAAAGCGAUGCAGAGGAGAGGUUACUCAUCUGAGACGUGUCUGGUUUUCAGGAAAGAUACAGGAGGGCCUGUAGAUUGGGAUACAGACAUGUCAUGGUUAGAAGGAGAAGAACUUUUAGUACAAGUCAAUGAACACUUCCGAGCAACAAGUAGUAUAUUACAUAAUUUUGUUCGGAAAACAUUUUUCACAUUAGCAUUUUGUGAUAGUUGUCGUCGACUUCUAUUUCAUGGAUUUAAAUGUCAGACAUGUGGCUAUAAGUUCCAUCAACGCUGUGCCCAAGAUACUCCCCCUCUUUGCGUAUCAGGCAAUUUUUAUAAAAUGUUGCUAGGGCUAAAAGGAACUGGUGCUGAGAUGCCAUCAGAUUCACGUAGCGUGUUUCUAGAUUCUGAUACAGAACAGAAUGAUCCAGGUUAUGGCAAGGGAAUGACACUACCACUAGGAGCCACAUCGUCACCACAGCAUAUACCCAAACCUGGUCUACCGAGAGAACGGUCUACCUCAGCUCCAAGUAUUAAUUUAGUCACAGGGGAUCAUGACAGUAAAACUCUUGAGGAACUACAAUUAUUAUCAAGACAUCACAGAGCUGCUCAGUCGUCUGCUGGUCCAGACUACUCAGCCAGGCAGCUGCAAAACAGUCCCUGUAAAACACGUCAAACACCGACUCCUUCCAAGGACAGCGUAUUUGAUUAUAGUCCAGCUAGCAUAUUGAGGGGUAAUAAUCUAUCAACAAGUUUUACAUCAUCAGGCUAUUCUUCCAUGGUGGGAUGUGCAUCAUUACCAAAUUCAACCUCUAGUCCUACCAGAAUAGCAGUAUCCAGUCCAACUACUGGACAUCACUCAAAGCCAAGAACACCUUCAUCCUCAACAGAAGUACGCAGAAGAACUAGACAUAGGCGAGAUUCCAACGAUGACUGGGAAAUUCCAGCGGAUGAAAUAGUUAUCGGUCCUAGGAUUGGAUCUGGGUCAUUUGGAACAGUAUACAGAGGACAGUGGCAUGGUGCUGUAGCAGUCAAAAAGUUGAAUGUAACAGACCCAACUCCGUCACAGUUACAAGCGUUCAAGAAUGAAGUAGCUGUUCUUAGGAAAACGAGACAUGCCAAUAUUUUAUUAUUUAUGGGAUGUACGUCUAAACCUGAGUUAGCAAUUGUAACACAAUGGUGUGAAGGAUCUAGUCUUUAUAAACAUCUCCAUGUCAAGGAAGUCAAGUUUGAAAUGCGUGAGGUCAUUGAUGUGGGCAGACAGACUGCACAAGGGAUGGACUAUCUCCAUGCCAAGAAUAUUAUACACAGAGACUUGAAAUCAAACAAUAUAUUUUUACAUGACGAUAUGACAGUUAAAAUUGGUGAUUUUGGACUAGCUACUGUGAAAUCAAGGUGGAGUGGGUCUGAGAGAAUGGAACAACCUACAGGAUCCAUCCUAUGGAUGGCACCGGAAGUUAUUCGUAUGCAGGAUAGAAACCCAUAUACUCCACAGUCAGACGUUUACGCAUUCGGUAUUUGUCUGUAUGAGCUCGCUACCGGUCAAUUACCAUAUUCAAAUAUCAAUAAUAAAGAUCAGAUAAUAUUCAUGGUUGGUAGGGGUUACCUUUCUGUAAAUCCAGAAGAUGCACGAAGUGAUACUCCUAAAGCAUUCAAAAGAUUAAUGGCUGAUUGCUGUAAAAAGAAUCGUGACGAUAGACCAUUGUUUCCACAGGUCCUUGCAUCUUUAGAACAUUUAGCAAGAUCAUUACCCAAGCUUCAUCGCAGUGCAUCAGAACCGGUAUCAUUAAAUAGGACUCGUCUACAAUCUGAAGAUUUUCUUUAUUACUGUCCCUCUCCAAAGACACCUCUACAGAGUCAAUUCCCUGCAUUUGGCUUUGGUUAUCCCAAUCUAUAG